Molecule: messenger RNA, 604 nt
Organism: Cydia splendana
Lineage: Eukaryota; Metazoa; Arthropoda; Insecta; Lepidoptera; Tortricidae
Product: autotransporter adhesin BpaC-like
Exons: 2
Coding region: 80-571 (163 amino acids)
Molecular function (GO): serine-type endopeptidase inhibitor activity
Source: RefSeq, a predicted model, not a curated record
UUUGAUUAUUAACACUGAGUUUCUUGAUAAUUUGAAAUAUCUGCAGAACGUUCGUCGAUAACAUCUAUACUAAAGAAAUAUGAAGAAAUUUCACUGUUUUAUUUUUCUUACGUGUGUUAUUUUAAAAGUAUUAGCAGUACCACCUUCCGUAUGUCGCGCUGACUUCCGUUGGGACGACUGCGGCAAGCCUCCCAAGCCGGUCAUGUACUACUGGAAGCAGGGCUCCCGCUGCGAAAUUGGCAUCUGGAAAGGCUGCGUGCCCAACCCGAACAUGUUCGCCGACGAAUACGAAUGCAUCAACACCUGCGUAUUCGUCGACAAACCUUCUGUACGAACUGAGAGCGAGGAACCAGAAACGGAAACUACUACAACUGUGGAUAACAGCACUGAUGUUACUGAAGCUACUGGUGAAACUAGUGAUGCCACUGAAGCUACUGGUGAAACUAGUGAUGCCACUGAAGCUACUAGUGAAACCGAAGCUAGUACUGCUGAAGGUGGUAACGGAACUGAAGGCAAUGAUACAACGGCCACUGGAAAUGAUACUAAUACUACUAAUACUACUACUACUUAAAUGCAACACUUAAAAUUGUAUUAUUCUACCGAU